This is a messenger RNA of Hevea brasiliensis (rubber tree), 1668 nucleotides long. Its product is annotated as ankyrin repeat-containing protein BDA1-like. Gene Ontology annotation, molecular function: protein binding. The coding region runs from base 1 to 1668 and encodes 555 amino acids. The transcript has 2 exons. The record is from RefSeq and is a predicted model, not a curated record. Lineage: Eukaryota; Viridiplantae; Streptophyta; Magnoliopsida; Malpighiales; Euphorbiaceae.
AUGGACCAGAGGUUGAAGGAUGCAGCUCAAGCAGGAGAUAUUCAUGGCUUGUAUCGUCUAAUCCAGGAAGAUGCAAUUGUUUUGGAGGCGGUCCAACAAGUAGGAGAUAUUCGUCAGAGGUUGAGGGAGGCCGCUCAAGCAGGAGAUACUGACGGCUUUUAUCAUCUAAUCCGAGAAAAUGCGAAAGUUAUGGAGGCGGCUCAAGUACGAGAUAUUGGUCAGAGGUUGAAGCAGGCCGCUCAAGCUGGGGAUAUUGAUGCCUUGUAUGCUCUAAUCCGUGAAGAUGCUCGUGUUUUGGAACGUAUCGAUGAGAUGCCUCUUGUCGACACUCCAUUACACGUAGCUGCAUCUGCAGGGCAUAUUGAUUUUGCUAUGGAGAUAGUGAACUUGAAGGCAUCGUUUGUCAGGAAGCUAAACCCAGACGGGUUUAGCCCCAUGCACCUUGCUUUGCAAAAUGACCACAUGCUAAUGGUGACGUGGCUCAUAGAUGUUGAUGGAAACCUAGUCCGUGUCAAAGGAAAAGGCGGUUUCACUCCUUUGCAUUAUGCAGCUGAACAAGGAAAAUUGUCGAUUUUGUUAGAAUGCUUUUACGGUUGCCCCGAAUCUAUCAAAGAUGUUACCUUUCAAGGCGAUACUGCUCUACACAUUGCAGUAAAGAACCAUCAAAAGGAAGCUUUUGAAUUGUUGAUGGAAUGGCUUAGGUGGUCUUCAUUCGAAGAUGCUGGUUUUUGGGAAAUGGAGCUCAUCAACUGGAAAAACAAGGAAGGUAAAACGGUGCUGCAUGUUGCUGCUUCAGAGACUGGAUGGAAUGAUCAAUACCAGGUGCUAAAAUUGUUGCUGCGAUGUCAUGCUAAAACUGGUGUAAAAGAUCUUGCUGGUUUGACGGCUAUGGAAAUCCUCAGAGACCAAGUUCGAUUAACGGAAAGACAAAUUUGGAAUAUGCAAGCAGCCGGCGCAGGAUUUUCGUUUCCAUUAAGAUUAUUGUAUAAAAGAGUGAUAUCGCCAUUAAUAUUAUUAUAUAAAAGUGUGAUAUCUCCUAGGCAUUCAGUUCGUCAGGAAGCUCAGACAUGGAAAUCGAAGUCAAGGCCUUUGCUGUUAAAAUUAUGGCAAAGGAGGAAUUGGAAAUCGAGUGAGAAGCGCAAUACAGAGCUGGUAGUUGAUACACUGAUUGUAACAGCCAUCUUUCAGACAUCACUGAGUCCACCUGGUGGUCUUUGGCAAGGUACUGCUACUGCUGAUAUUAAUGCGCCUAUUCGCAUCAGUAACUCUUCCACUACUUCUGGAGCAACUUACCCACACUUCACGGGUACAUCAGUGUUGUCUCCGACCGACUUUCUUAUAUUUUUCUAUGGAAACAUGGGCUUGUUUCUCCUAACAGCUUUGCGAAUGACCGUACAUCUUUUCCAUGACAUCAGUGGACCAUCAUUUAGUUUUUUAUCUGUUAAUUGGUUGAUUUUUUCUUACAUUUUUUCAUUGACAGUCAUAAUACCGAAUAAGGAAAUUGUGAGCUAUAGAAUCGCAAGGAUUGUUUUUUAUUGCACUGCUGUAUUUAUGCUUGCAUUAUUGGCAAAAUCUUUUGUUAAGUACAUAUCAUCAGUACCUAGAGAGCCUAGAGUAAAAUUAAGAAGACGUCGCGUGACAAUUCGUGACAGGAAAGAAUGGUGGUAA